Molecule: messenger RNA, 3068 nt
Organism: Wasmannia auropunctata (little fire ant)
Lineage: Eukaryota; Metazoa; Arthropoda; Insecta; Hymenoptera; Formicidae
Exons: 9
Coding region: 619-2937 (772 amino acids)
Source: RefSeq, a predicted model, not a curated record
AAUUUAUUAAUUUGAAAUUCAUACAAAUACUAUUUGCUAAAAUUUAAUUAUCUUAAACCAAAAAUUGAUAUUUAGAAAUCAGUUUUUCUAGAGGAUGAUUUUACGGAGCACGAUUUACUUGAAAUAUUCACGAGAGUUCAAUAUUUAAUACGUUAUCAUUCUAUUUUUAUCUACUUUGUGUUCCGAUAUUCCUUUAUGCAACGUAUGGAAUUUACGUUUCUUAGAGAAUGUCGAUAGAUACUAAGACAGAAGUUUUCUUUUACAAAAAUAACAGGCCUAUGAAUCAUAACAUAACAUAGACCGAUAAAUUUAACACUGCUCCAUUUAAACUCUAAAGAUAAACAACUGACCAACAAGCCAGGUGCUUUAUGUGGGCAUGUGUGCCCCCUCCAAGCCUCUCCAGCUAAGAUCAAUAAUCCUAACUGAAGGGAGACAGUGGUUGUAUUCAGUGAGAAGGGGUGCGUGAAUCAAGUCAUUCUAUAGGUAAAGCCUGUUGCUGCUACCACAUUUAACAAGUUCGCAGAAUGUGCUGCAUUAAAACGCCACAUUAAUUGUCUAUCACAAGACUGACUAUCAAUUACAAGAUUCAGUGAUGUGCUGUGGACACAUCGAGGGAUUAUGGCUAAUUAUACUCGUGGUAUAAACGGAACAACCCCAGUUAUAGGACAGAACUGUGUGUCAAAUUCAUCAAACUCUGCGUUCCUAGACAAAUCACUGGUCACUGCACCGUCAUGGAGUGCGAUACAGCAAGACAUAAGAUGGGCAUUUCUACUGCAUGCAUACAGCUUCGCAUGCCUCUUCUUUAUACUAGGGUUUUACACAUUCUUCGCUAUUCUAAAUUUAAGAUCUCUCAUAUCAACCAGGCCAUUUAUGUCUACGAUUAAUAUAUUCUUAUGUUUACUCGGGGCAUCGAGAGCCGCUUCCUUAUUCAUAGACGCGUACAAUCUUAAAGAAACUCUGCCCAAAGUCAUUGGCUCAAUUAUAUGGGACAUUGGAUAUCCAUGCAUUACGUCUGCCUUUUGCCUGAUACAACUGGCUUUUCUGCAACUGACGAAGCUGAAAUUUGGUCCGGAGAAGAUACAGAAGGAAUCCUGCCUCAGUCUCAUUAUAACAGCACACUUCUUCUUCGUAAUUGCCAGCGACAUCGUACUGUCCUCCCACAAUUGCUACAUGGCGAAAUAUAUGGUCCAAGCGGCGUUCCUCGUCUGGAGCGUCCUUUUGUAUCUCGCGUUUCUACACGCGGCUUACAAAGUUGAUCAUUUGCUCCGGACGAUGCCAAGCAGUAUGUUGACGCGAGACAAUUCUAACGCACAUCAUAAAGGUAUCAUGCAACUCGCGAUGUUGGCACCGUACAGCAAUUUGGCGACUUCGGUCGCUGCCGCCCUAGUACCUACUUUACUUGGUCCAGCUAAGAUGAAGGGUUCGGAAGAAAGUGAGCCUGUAAAUGCGAAUAAAAAUGCGGAAGAAGCGAUCGCGGAAGGAGAAUCGCGAGUCACAACUACCGCCAAGGUGUGCAAGAUGGAGGGACCAGCGCAAAAGGAAGUACAGAAUGCUGCGAUACCUACUUGCACCGUACAAUCACCGUCAUCGCAAGAACCAAGGUCGUCGGUACCGGAAGUCUACGUUAGGCCACCCACCCCUACUCCGUCAACCGCUAAUCUGCCGAUUAUAACCGUGUCGAGCCCGAGUCGUAGGAGCUCCAUGGCCAGUCGACGAGGCAGCGACACGUCUACAAAAUCCUCGCGCAGGAAUUCGGAGUGUAGCGUUAGAUUUGUAAACGAGGAGAAUACGACGGAAUGCAAGCGCACGACGGAGGGUAGCCCCAGGGCGAUGCCGAGGAUGCGAGAGGAGUUUGAGAGGAAUCGCUCGCCCGAGAGUCCACGACGAUUUUCGGAUAAUAUCACGCCGACCGGCAGCACCAGGGAACUAAGACGAUGCUCCGAUUUUACCCACGAGAAAAAUCGUGGCUCGCAAUUCGCGAUCAAGCUGCGGAGGAAUAGCGAUUUCGGUAACAGAACGCCCAGAAGAAUGUUGCCGCCUGAUGAAAAUAGAUUGCCCAAAGUCCUGGAUGUUAGUCCCACGGGUUCAAGACGCAAUUCCGACAUUGGUACUUUCAUGUCACCCAAUAGACCCGACUCGCGUAGAAAUUCCGAGAGUUCCUAUCGACGUAACUCCGAGUUCAUUCAUAUUAAACCGCUAAUUAUAAAUCGUCGAAGCAGCGAUAUCAGUAUCAGAACAUUGGACAGGAGUCCCACACACUUCCAGAGUAUAGUACCUAUUAAGCUGGAGAUACAGGAAAAAUCUGAAUCAGAUUCAGAUCACCCUGUAGAUUGCAGUGAGAAGGCGGCGCUGAUGACCGAAAAGUCGAAGAGCAAAGACGAAGAGCCGAAAGUACGCAAAAAGAAUUUGUCAUGGAAUGAUAAAAAUAUCGAAGACCCAGAGGACAUUACGCCGGAGACUAACUUGCUUCCCGAAAAUACGUCUAGUGAAGCAAGAGUUAUGGGCACGGACUUAACCCUUCACUCGAUAUUGAAUCACAUCGCGUACGUGAAUCGAGCGAAAUCUGAUACGCCGUUACAUAUACCGGAAGCGGAUACCGCAGUCGCUAGAAAAUCUCAGAUGCAAAAAGUAUUAAACGUUACGCGCGCUACUGCAAUUUUAGGGAUUCUCCUGUGCGUCACGGAUGCCUUUCGUAUUUUUGGACCAUACGGACUGUUUGCUGAAACCGUACCAUACGGUACAGAACCAGCACCGACACAGUUUCCCAUACCGUGGCCCUGGCUGCUGUAUCAGACGAUACCCAGGAUAUUUGAAUUUGUGAUGGGCUGUGCCAUGGCGAAUAUAACUAAGCAGCCAACAGUAAGUCCGCGACAUCAGUAUUUGAGUAAUUAUCCCAAUUAUUCCCCGCGCGUAACUCGUAAUAAUCCUUAUAUAUGAAGCAAUAUCAUCUAAGCGUAAUCGUAAUCCAAAAACCAAGAUGCCAAAUGAAAGUUUUUUCAUAAUUUCUUUUAUCGAAUUUUAAUAUUAUUAAUAAUAUUCUUUCAAGAUUUUUUAUAAUGACUCCGUGA